ACCCAUGUUCCCGGACCCGGCUCCCGUUCCUUCCGACCUUAUGAGUUACUGUUACUUCAUGAUUUAUGAACAACACUAGGGUUUAAGCCAAUUACUGGAACCAACCACCUAGUUCUCCUUCUUCCUCUUCCUUCCUCCCUCACACCAUGAAUCUAAGACUCAGACAAUUGCUUUCCAAGCAAACUCUCAAAAAUCUCACGCGAAUUUCAACUUCAUCAUCCUCCAUUUUUGUUCCUCACUACAACAAACUCAAUCACACAAAAGAUUUUCUGGGAAUUCCACCAUUUCUGAGCACCCAGAGAAAAAACUUCCAUUCUUCCCAAAUUCCCAAUCAGUCUCUCUCCUCUGCUGCCGCUGCAAUCUCACCUGAUGAAGACGAAGAUGAGGCCGCCAUGAAUGAGUUCUUAUCGAGAUUUGUGCACAUAAUGCGAGGUAAUCUAAACGAAACAUACCCAGAUUGUGAUAAAGACACCAUUGAUGCAAUGUUGUUGGUAAUAGUGGAGAAACUUGUGAGUGAGAUGGAAAAAGGGGGGAACUUGGAGGAAAAACUGAUGAUGGUGAAGGAAGAUCUAAGUGAGGAUUUGUGGAAGACAGUGUGGGAGGUGAGUAAUAAUGUGUAUAAAGAAAUGGAGAGAGAGAAAAAGAAGGAGAAGAUGAAGAAGUUUUUGCAGUCUGAGGAGGUUAAAGGGAUGGCUAGGUUUGCUAGUGAGGUGGGUGUUCGUGGGGAUAUGCUGCACGAGCUUAGGUUUAAGUGGGCACGGGAGGCGAUGGAGAAGGCCGAGUUUUAUGAGGGGUUGGAGCGGUUUGGGGAGGCGGCGAAGGCAGACGAGGAGGUGGAAGGGGUUGAGGUGGAGGCCGAGGCCGAGGCAGGUGGGGAGGAUGGUUUUGGAGUGGAGGGUAGUGCUGGUGGUGGUGGUGGUGGUUUGCCAAAGAGGCAUGGGAAGAUUAAGUAUAAGUUAUAUGGACUUGAUUUGUCAGGUUCAAAGUGGAAGGAAAUGGCUGAUAAGAUUCAUGAGGCAGAGGAGGUAAUUUUGCCACAAGAGGCUAAGGCUAUAAAUGGGAAAUGUAGAUUGGUUACUGAGAAGUUACUUGCUUUAGGGAAACAUGAUGAUUUUGAUACUGUGUUUUCUCCAUUACUGGAUGAAUGGAAGGAGUUGCUGCAGCCGAACAGGGUUGAUUGGAUUGCCUUGCUUGAGAAUCUUAAGGAACGGGAUUCUUCUUUGUACUUGAAGGUGGCAGAGCAUGUCCUUGACGAGCCUGCUUUCCAAGCUAACAUCAGGGACUACUCAAAGCUUAUUGACGCUCAUGCUAAAGAGAAUCGAUUGGAGGAUACUGAAAGAAUUCUUAACAAGAUGAGUGAAAGCAGCAUACCACCAGAUAUUAUAACCUUAACAGCUUUACUUCACCUGUAUAGUAAGGCGAACAAUCUUCAACAGGCGCAGGAGGCUUAUGAAGCACUGAUUGGUCAAGGAUUUAAGCCAGAUAUGGAGGUUUACAACUCCAUGAUAAUGGUGUAUGUCAAUGCUGGUGAGCCCAAGAAGGGUGAGUCUCUGAUGAGAGAAAUGGAGCUUAGGGACAUCAAACCCUCAGAGGAGAUUUAUAUGGCCUUGCUGCGGGCAUUUGCCAAGGCUGGUGAUAUUCAUGGAACAGAGAGAAUUGUCACGACUAUGCAAUUUGCAGGGUUCCAACCAACUGUAGAGUCUUGCACCUUACUUGUUGAGGCAUGUGCCAGAUCUGGUGAUUUAUAUGGUGCGAAAAAGAAUUUCAACUACAUGAUGAAACUUGGAUACAAGCCUGAUGAUCACUGUACUUCAAUCAUGAUUUCUGCAUACGAAAAGAAAAACUGCUUAGACGACGCAUUGCGUCUGUUGAUGCGGCUGGAAAAGGAUGGAUUUGAACUUGGAGUUUUGACUUACAGUGUUUUGGUAGAUUGGCUGGGUCAGUUACAGUUGAUUGACGAGGCUGAGCAAAUAUUGACCAGAAUUGCUCAGCUUGGUGAGGCCCCUCCUUUUAAGAUUCAAGUAAGCGUUUGUGACAUGUAUGCUAGAGCUGGCAUUGAGAAGAAGGCACUUCAGGCCUUGGGGGUCUUGGAGGCUAAGAAGGAGCUUUUAGAACAAAAGGAUUAUGAGAGAAUUAUAAUGGCACUUUCAAAAGGUGGGUUCGCGCAAAAUGCACAAAAAAUACUAAACCUGAUGAAAGAUCAGGGAUUCACUCCAUCAGAGGAUGUCAGUUUUACACUGAUGUCAGUGGGAGCCUUUGGUACUGGUAGCAAGAAACCAGGAAUGAGAUGAUCGUGGCUGGUUAGUUCUUGAGCAGUGGCAAAUUGAUUAGAACUUCUGCUAGCAGAUUUGACCAAUCAAGAUAGUCUUUAGAUCCUCAUAUAACCACAUGUCCCCGCUUUGAUUUUACGCAUCUACAAGAGUGCCUUGCUUGUUGCUACUAUAAACAGUUGUUUGUAGUUGUUACUUCUCUGUGCACGAGAACAUGAAAUUAUCUUGUAGAAUCUCAAUUUGUUGAUUUUCCCAUCAUCCGUGGUUUUGCUUCGCACCUAUGUCAUUAAGAUUCAUACACGUAUACUCUUCGAUUAUCUGCUUUUUUGUCACUUAAGAGUAGGAAUUUAUUUCAUCCUCCGUAUUUUAUUGUACGUUAGAGCAUUACAAAAGGGAUGGUUGGAUAUUCUAAUAAAAGACAAUUGACCUUUUGUAUUUGUAAUGACUGUAUUGACAGAUGGAUGAUAUAGCGAGCACCUUAUGAUUGAGA
Messenger RNA from Beta vulgaris subsp. vulgaris (sugar beet), 2760 nucleotides. RefSeq names its product pentatricopeptide repeat-containing protein At2g35130. Gene Ontology annotation, molecular function: protein binding. NCBI's taxonomy places the organism in Eukaryota, Viridiplantae, Streptophyta, Magnoliopsida, Caryophyllales, Amaranthaceae. Bases 147 to 2291 code for a protein of 714 amino acids. The record is from RefSeq and is a predicted model, not a curated record. The transcript is spliced from 2 exons.